AUGACAAUUAUUUCCUCAAUAGACUUUUACGCAAAAAAUUCUGGUUUUCUGGAUGAGAUAUCUGUCAUCAAAGAUAAUAUCAAGAUUCCGGCUAAAGACCUUCUUCAACGUAUGAUUGUAAGUUUUUCGCAUCAAAGUUGUGUCAUAGAGGGAAAUUCACUAGGAAGUGCAGAGUCACAAAUCAUUUGGGAAAAAAUGAACAAAGACUAUAACAUUGACGAUUUACAACAUGAGGAGGCACAAUUACCUGAGCCGAAAUCUCUUCUUGAUAAGCCUGGAAAGGAAAUUGAAGUUGUCGAAAUCCGCAACCACCUGAUUGCAACUCAUUACUUAUACAAUACCUUGUUGAAGUCAGAACAAGAAAUAAACGUCGACAAUAUAAAGAAGAUCCAUCGUAUUCUUUUGAAAGAUACACUACAGGAGAGAGUUAAUGUGUGGGGCAAAAUCCAGCAAGCAGGAAUGUUUCGAACCGUGACAAUGCAGGCAGUAGGUUAUCAUUUGACCGUUCGUCCGUAUGGAGAGGAUGUACCUGCGUUGACGGAAAGGUUCGUACAAUUUUACAACAAGACCGUCACUAGCAAUAAUGUUGAUGAUCAUGAACCAUAUUAA
Molecule: messenger RNA, 609 nt
Organism: Entrophospora sp. SA101
Lineage: Eukaryota; Fungi; Glomeromycota; Glomeromycetes; Entrophosporales; Entrophosporaceae
Source: the annotation of a GenBank genome assembly